AAUUGACAUAAAUUGACGGGUAAAAAUUUCAGAGAAAAAGGAUCGCGUUUAACGAACCUCAUAUCACACACACACACACACACACACACACACACACACACUCGAAUGCUGUAAGGAUUUUCGAACAUCUCAUCAUUGGGCCGCUUUUUGCUGUUGAUGACCAGCCGAAUGGAUAUGAUAUUGUUGCAGUCCAUGUCCCUCGUUAACAAAAGAUGCGUGCUUCCCAGGCAUAGUUGUGGCUUUCAGAAUCUUAUCGAUUCACAAAACUUAUCAAGACAAACUCAAAAACUUGAUUCAGCUUGUAGAAACAGUUCCCUGUCGAGUAGACGAGGAUGUGGGGUAGCAUUUGCAUUGAACACUGAUGGAUUCACAGCCAACAACGACAACAGAGACAACUCUGCUCUUGGCGAAACUCGUUUGGGGAGGAUAGUUAGUGCAGGUGGAAGGGAGUUACUGAGUAAACUGAACUCUGCUAGGAAAAACUUCCCCAUGAAGGUUUUUCUCCUGCUCUUUGGCUUCUACACGGCUAAUGCUCUUGCAACAAUCCUUGGCCAGACAGGUGACUGGGAUGUGCUCGUAGCUGGAGUAGUAGUAGCUGCAAUCGAGGGAAUUGGAAUGCUCAUGUACAAAAAGCCCAUGACAACAGGGAGACUGCAGUCUCUAGUGGUAUUGAUCAACUAUUGGAAAGCCGGUAUUUGCUUAGGCUUAUUCGUUGAUGCUUUUAAGCUAGGUAGUUAAGUUUCUUCCUCUUUGAAAACGAGGUAUUGUGUAUAAAUUCUUUAGGAAAUGCAUAUUCAUAGGCUUCUGUAACAUUCAAGCUACCAUAUUGCCAUAAUCAGAAUGUUGAGAUUGUUUUUUUCUGGUAAA
Salvia splendens (bonfire salvia) is the source of this 867-nucleotide messenger RNA. RefSeq names its product ycf20-like protein. The transcript has 3 exons. The record is from RefSeq and is a predicted model, not a curated record. The coding region runs from base 157 to 738 and encodes 193 amino acids. NCBI's taxonomy places the organism in Eukaryota, Viridiplantae, Streptophyta, Magnoliopsida, Lamiales, Lamiaceae.